Dipodomys spectabilis (banner-tailed kangaroo rat) is the source of this 3306-nucleotide messenger RNA. RefSeq names its product integrator complex subunit 5 (gene Ints5). Gene Ontology annotation, cellular component: integrator complex. Gene Ontology annotation, biological process: snRNA 3'-end processing. The transcript is spliced from 2 exons. NCBI's taxonomy places the organism in Eukaryota, Metazoa, Chordata, Mammalia, Rodentia, Heteromyidae. The record is from RefSeq and is a predicted model, not a curated record. Bases 83 to 3136 code for a protein of 1017 amino acids.
GUUUCUUUCGCGUCUCUCGUCAACGCGCAUGCGCCGUCUGAGCUCCGCCGCUCCCGCCUCGGGCUUGGGGUAGGGCUCCGGGAUGUCCGCGUUGUGCGACCCUCCCGGGGCCCCGGGGCCUCCCGGGCCUGCCCCCGCCACCCACGGUCCCGCGCCUCUCAGUGCUCAGGAGCUGUCCCAGGAAAUCAAGGCUUUUCUCACUGGUGUAGAUCCUAUCCUGGGUCACCAACUCUCAGCCCGGGAACAUGCUCGCUGUAGUCUUCUGCUGCUGCGCUGUUUGCCACCUGCUCGGGCUGCUGUGCUGGACCACUUAAGAGGUGUUUUUGAUGAGAGUGUCCGGGCCCAUCUAGCUGCCCUAGAUGAAAGCCCUGUGGCUGGUCCUCCUCACCUCCGUCCACCUCCACCUUCCCACGUCCCUGCUGGGGGACCAGGUCUAGAGGAUGUGAUACAGGAAGUACAGCAGGUGCUGUCUGAGUUUAUCCGUGCCAAUCCAAAGGCCUGGGCACCUGUGAUUAGUGCAUGGUCUAUUGACCUCAUGGGUCAACUGAGCAGUACCUAUUCAGGCCAACAUCAGCGUGUUCCCCAUGCUACUGGCUCUCUCAAUGAAUUGCUGCAGCUGUGGAUGGGUUGUAGGGCCACCCGUACGUUAAUGGACAUCUAUGUGCAGUGCCUCUCAGCUCUCAUUGGUAGCUGCCCAGAUGCUUGUGUGGAUGCCUUGCUAGACACUUCAGUCCAGCAUUCCCCACACUUUGACUGGGUUGUGGCACAUAUUGGCUCCUCCUUUCCUGGCACUAUCAUCUCUCGAGUCCUUUCCUGUGGGCUUAAGGACUUCUGUGUCCAUGGUGGGGCUGGAGGUGGAGCUGGUGGUGGCGGUGGAAGUUCUCAGGCUCCGUCCACAGAUCCAUUCCCUGGAUCUCCUGUCCUCCCUGGGGAGAAACGGGUGCCCAAGAUUGCCUCAGUUGUAGGCAUUCUAGGGCACCUGGCCUCCCGCCAUGGAGACAGCAUCAGGCGGGAGCUCCUGAGAAUGUUCCAUGAUAGCCUGGCAGGGGGCACUGGAGGCCGGAGCGGGGACCCUUCCCUUCAGGCUACAGUUCCCUUCCUACUGCAGCUGGCGGUCAUGUCACCAGCUCUACUUGGCACGGUCUCUGGAGAACUUGUGGAUUGCCUCAAGCCCCCAGCUGUGCUGAGCCAGCUGCAACAACACCUGCAGGGAUUCCCCCGAGAGGAGCUGGACAACAUGCUCAAUCUGGCUGUGCACCUGGUGAGCCAGGCCUCAGGUGCAGGUGCCUACCGCCUGCUGCAGUUCCUGGUGGACACAGCAAUGCCUGCUUCAGUCAUCACCACCCAAGGCCUGGCUGUACCAGACACUGUGCGAGAAGCCUGUGACCGCCUGAUCCAGCUGCUGCUGCUGCACCUGCAAAAGCUGGUUCAUCACCGGGGUGGAUCUCCCGGGGAAGGGGUGCUGGGCCCUCCCCCACCUCCCCGCCCAGUGCCCUUUCUGGAUGCACUAAAAAACCACGUUGGAGAGCUGUGUGGAGAGACAUUGCGGCUAGAACGGAAGCGCUUCCUCUGGCAGCACCAGCUUUUAGGCCUGCUUUCUGUCUAUACCCGGCCCAGUUGUGGACCUGAGGCGUUGGGCCAUCUACUAAGCCGAGCCCGAAGCCCUGAAGAAUUGAGUUUGGCAACCCAAUUAUAUGCAGGGCUGGUGGUCAGUCUCUCUGGCCUCCUCCCCCUGGCUUUUCGAAGCUGCCUGGCUCGGGUGCAUGCAGGGACUUUACAACCUCCCUUCACAUCCCGUUUCCUGCGCAACUUGGCACUGCUAGUGGGCUGGGAACAGCAAGGUGGUGAAGGCUCUGCCGCCCUAGGGGCUCGCUUUGGAGAGUCUGCCUCAGCCCAUCUGUCUGACCUGGCUCCUCUCUUGCUACAUCCUGAGGAAGAAGUAGCUGAAGCUGCAGCUUCCCUCUUGGCCAUCUGCCCCUUUCCUCUGGAAGCCCUGUCUCCCUCCCAACUCCUGGGAUUGGUCAGAGCUGGGGUGCACCGCUUCUUUGCCUCUCUGAGGCUACACGGCCCCCCAGGUGUGGCCUCUGCCUCUCAUCUCCUCACCCGCCUUUCUCAGACUUCCCCAGCUGGGCUCAAGGCUGUCUUGCAGCUACUAGUUGAGGGAGCCUUACAUCGAGGCAACACAGAACUGUUUGGAGGGGAAGUGGAUGAGGACAAUGAAAACCUCUCACUUGUUUCAGCUCCUUUGGCAUCGGCCUCCCUGUUGGACACAAACCGGCGGCACACUGCAGCUGUGCCAGGGCCUGGAGGGAUCUGGUCUGUUUUCCACGCUGGAGUCAUUGGUCGUGGCUUAAAACCACCAAAGCUUACGCAGUCUCGAAACCAGCAGGAAGUGAUUUAUAACACCCAGAGCCUUCUCAGCCUCUUGGUGCACUGCUGUUCUGCCUCCGGGAGCGCUGAAUGUGGGGGUUGCUGGAGUGCGUCUACCCUCAGUCCAGAGGCAGCCAAAGCAGUUGCAGUGACCCUGGUGGAGAGUGUGUGUCCAGAUGCGGCUGGGGCAGAGCUGGCCUGGCCCCCAGAGGAGCACGCCCGGGCCACUGUGGAGCGGGAUCUCCGCAUUGGCCGACGCUUCCGAGAACAGCCUCUGCUCUUCGAGCUGUUAAAGCUGGUCGCAGCUGCUCCCCCGGCCCUGUGCUACUGCUCUGUGCUGCUGCGGGGGCUGCUGGCCGCCCUGUUGGGCCAUUGGGAAGCCUCCCGCCACCCUGACACGGCUCACUCCCCCUGGCACCUGGAGGCAUCCUGCACCCUGGUGGCUGUCAUGGCUGAGGGAAGCCUCUUACCACCUGCCCUGGGUAAUAUGCACGAAGUAUUUAGCCAGCUGGCCCCUUUUGAAGUGCGCCUGUUGCUGCUCAGUGUCUGGGGCUUUCUCCGGGAGCACGGGCCCCUGCCCCAGAAGUUCAUCUUCCAGUCUGAGCGCGGCCGCUUCAUCCGGGACUUCUCUAGGGAGGGUGGGGGCGAGGGCGGCCCGCACCUGGCAGUGCUCCACAGCGUGCUCCACCGCAACGUCGAUCGCCUGGGCCUCUUCUCCGGCCGUUUCCAGGCACCCUCACCACCCACCCUCCGUCAGGGGACCUAACCUCCCCCCACCCACCCCGCACCAGCAGCCCACGGAGGUUGAACAGUGAGAGAAGACUUAAAGAGCUGUGCCACAGGAGGGUUCAUUUCUACAUCCUUAGCUUAAUAAGUGCUGUCACUUUUCCCCCACUCUACUUUUUUUCUAAAUAAAAUUUGCCGAGUUGAGACGAA